CCCCCCUCCCCCCUCCUCCCGCCAUGGGGGCAAACCAGAGCCUCCCCGCACGCCGGCAGGAGGAAGCCGAACCUCGUCCUACACUCCGUCGCCGCAUAUCCACCUUCCUCCGCCGCGACCACGAGAGUCAGAAUGCAAGCAAGCGCGAGCGCUCAAACUCGGCCCACAACAGCAUCAACUCGCCCGGACCAAAGCGCAGGAGGGUAGACGGUGACGCAGAAGCCCUCGACGGAGAUGAUUCUAUGAGCUCGGAACCUAUCGCCGGGCCCUCAUCGUCACAUCAGUACCCCACUCGACCCAGCCUCCCAUUCCCUAGAACAAUGCCCUCCAGCGGCAUCAGCACUCCAACAUCACCAGACACACCCGCAUCACCCGCAACUGAUGAGUUGCUGUCCGAUAGACUGCGGUCCGUAUCCACAAUACGCGACAGCCUCGCUCCAGAGUGGACACCGCAGCCCGGUCUCAUAUCUCGCCUUCGUCGACGUGACAGCCCCGCCGUCAGCAGCGCUGCCAGCACGAGCUCGGCCAUCCCACCACCCUCCGCAGCCCCGCCACCACCACCACCACCGCGCACACUAUCGCAUCGCCUCAGCGCCAUCAUGGGAUUUGCCGCCCCAGAACGUUCCCCAAGCAACUCCUCAAUACCAUCCUCCAGUUCCCAGCAGCCUCCCACGCCCGCCACUGAGGCGCCUCCACCUGCCGAGGAGGAAGGAAGGAUACCGGUGGGCGCCGUGCUUGUCAUCCAGGGUCUGGCACAGACACGCGCCAACCAUGACGAGACCGGCGGGUCACAUAGCCAGGUCGACUUGCCCAGCAUUGACCAGCAGGCCCGUAUGAUUGGCAACCUCUUGACUGUUGCUGCAGCCGCCACCGCCACGACCCUUCUAUCGCCGGAGAGCUUGUCGUCUCAACCUUCCCGGUCGACCGCCCAGAGCGCGAUGCAGACCAUUAUGGAGCGUCUUCGUCCCCAGCGUAACCAGCGACAUCAGAGCGUCGAAGCUGCCCUUGGCGAGUACCUUCGCACUGUUCUACGCGACAACCGCCGCUUUGCAGAAGCCGUGGCUCCAAACGCGGCAAACGUGCCGGCAGAGUUCCAGGAUUUCCUUGGCUCGCUACAGCAAGAUCUCAUGCAGGCCGUUCGGGCGUAUGCCGUUCACGACGCGGCGGGCGAGGAAGGUGACGACGAUAUUCCGGCGCCCUCUUCCAGUGUGGAGGAGACAUCAACCGGAGGGACGCGUCCUACUGGCGACCUGGAUGCCUCAGCCACGACAAAUGCGACCUCCUCGGGCGUGGCUGAACCCCCGUCUCCCAAUGUCCCCAGCAACUCCACUAUCCCCACAUUCCACCGCCAGCUCGGGCAGAACCUACCGGGCGCUCACCGACCACUUGGCGUAAGUGGGGGGUCGGAUGGCGAACCACGACGACUAAACUUCUUCCGGGCUCACCUAUUCCCUACCGUCCAUGCCGAUGGCUCGGUAGUGACGCCAAACGCAAACGAUGGACAGGAGGAGGCGAUUGUGCCUUCCAUCUUUGUAGGUGUGCGCUCCAUUGCGCACAAUCCUAGCAUGACCACCGAGGAUCUAGUGGCGCACCCCUCGUUCCCAUUCAUGGACGGCCAGGUGCCUGAGGAUGCCGGCGCUGCCGCUCCGACUGCUACGGGAUCGUCGCCUGCCACAUCGCCUGUCGCCACCACCCAGGCGCUGCCCGACGAUGACCACGACUUUGACCGCGACCUCGAGCAGGAGUUAUCGGCCGCCCCCGCCGCUGGGGGCACAACUGUUGAGAGCCGUCCUCGCCGCAGCCUGCGUACCCGGGUGCUUGAACGCCUGGGAGCCCGCCGUGAGCCGCGCGCCUCUCCGCCCCUUAACACGUACCUCAUCUACGUUAUCGGUGGCAAUUACCCAAGCUCUCACCCCGUGCUUUCUAUCCCGUCCUUGGUCUCAGGUGGCCCGCUUACCACUGAGGACUUGCAGCUCCUUGCCGAGCUCCUUGGCCCGGCCAAGCCCCCAACUGUCACUCAGGAGGAGAUUGAGGCGUCGGGUCUCAAAGUCAUCAAGGCGAACACUCUCGCGCAGGCCAUCCAGGAUGGCCAGGUGCUCGAUUCGAGCACUGAGCGGUGCAUGGUUUGCCUUUGCGACUACGAGGACGACGAGGAUUGCCGCGUGCUCAAGUGCCGGCACGCCUUUCACAAACCAUGUGUAGACCAGUGGCUGUCGUCGGGACGCAACUCGUGUCCCACGUGCCGCACCGAAGCGGUGGAAAAGGGCUCGACCCCUACCACCCCGGAGGUCGAGGACGCUGAUGCCGUCGCAUAGAAGUAGUUUCCCCGUCCUUGAUAUCCGUCAUGCAUGUAUGUACCCUUCCUGUCCUGUUUGUCCGCUGCAGUUGCACUUGUCCGUCAUGCAUGUUAUACAUUC
Cutaneotrichosporon oleaginosum is the source of this 2417-nucleotide messenger RNA. RefSeq lists its product as uncharacterized. The record is from RefSeq and is a predicted model, not a curated record. Lineage: Eukaryota; Fungi; Basidiomycota; Tremellomycetes; Trichosporonales; Trichosporonaceae.